Messenger RNA from Hyaloscypha bicolor E, 1524 nucleotides. Its product is annotated as DOT1-domain-containing protein. The coding region runs from base 1 to 1524 and encodes 507 amino acids. The transcript is spliced from 2 exons. Gene Ontology annotation, cellular component: nucleus; nucleosome. Gene Ontology annotation, molecular function: histone binding; histone H3K79 methyltransferase activity. The record is from RefSeq and is a predicted model, not a curated record. Lineage: Eukaryota; Fungi; Ascomycota; Leotiomycetes; Helotiales; Hyaloscyphaceae. Gene Ontology annotation, biological process: DNA damage checkpoint signaling; subtelomeric heterochromatin formation; DNA repair.
AUGAACCUCUUCCAAAGCAAAACGUGGAAGAAUCUAAAGGCUACUCCGACAAUACGGACUGAGAGAGUCCCCAUCGCGAAGAAGCCUGCACCCCUCCCCUCGAAAGCUGCAUCUACCAAAGCAACACAAGACCAGCGAUCAACAGCUUCUUCCUCACGAGCGGCGUCCGCCACAGCAAGAUCAAGGCCUGCAACACCAUCUUCAGACGACCACGGUUCUUCGCAGCCCCGGCCGAACAAGCGCAAGGCUUCCCGCCAGAGAUCGCCAGCCCAACCACACUUUGACGACGACAACGACGACGAGGACGAGGACGUGUCAGCGCAGGGGCCAGCGGCGACUUUAUACAAGCGGCAAAAGACUGGCAGAAAAGUUGAUUCGAAGCGAAGAAUCCGAUCCGAUGAAGCCUUUUCAGAAGCUGAUGCUGGGGUCUUUGAGAUGAUCCAUGCAGCCGAUAUUGCUUCUGUGAACAAGAAGUCGAAGCUUGCCGUUUCGGGAACUACCGAAAAGGUCACGGUCGAGUUGCAGUAUCCAAGUAACUCCCAACGGGAAAGGUACGAUCUGGCAUGUGGGAACGAUACAAUAAAUUCUUUCGAAGAGAUCCUUGAGAUUGCGAAAAUCGUAGCCGAUGUCUAUCUCACAGAAGAACAAAAGCACGCCUUCUGUGAUCCAGAUUCAGGUCUUAUCCGGCAGUUGCAGAAGGCAAAUAAUUUCCUGUCGAGCAUUAAGUACACCAUGAACAAAGUAUUACUCGACGGUUUUAAAAAGGCAGUAGAAAAUUACAAUUCGGCUAUCGAGGGUCUCUUAGAGGAGGGAGCUCUUGCGACAAAUCUGGAUGCUAUGCAUCAUUUGCCUCUCCGGAUGGUCCAUUUUAUUCUGCAACAAGUAUAUGACCGCGCCGUCUCGCCGAAAGUUGAGCUUCUGAAGCACUACGAGAAUGGAUCAGACAACAUCUAUGGCGAGCUUAAACCCCGAUUCAUCUCCGAGGCGCUGGCUGAGGCGGGACUCAAAUCAGAUCAGAUUUUCGUCGAUUUGGGAUCAGGCGUGGGUAAUGUUGUCUUACAAGCCGCACUGGAGUUCGGAUGCGAAAGCUGGGGCUGUGAGAUGAUGGAAAACGCAUCCAAGCUUGCCGAUGCACAAGAGAAAGAAUUUGCUGCUCGGUGUCGACUUUGGGGCAUCGAACGUGGUCCGGUUCGGCUCGAAAGAGGGAAUUUUUUGCAAAAUGCAGCCAUCAUUGAAGCCAUCACGAAGGCCGACGUUAUUCUUGUCAACAACGAGGUCUUCAGUCAAGAGCUGAAUCAAAACCUCAUCCAACUCUUCCUGGACUUGAAAGACGGCUGCAAGAUUAUCUCAUUGAAGAAGUUUGGGGCUGGUGGGGAUGAAGUCUCUUUUCGACAUGCCAAUGACCCAGAGAAUGUGCUGGUUUACACUGAACUGCCAUACUACAGUGGUAGUGUCAGUUGGACUGGCGUUGGUGGUCGUUAUUACAUUGCUAAAAAGGAUGGCAAACGCCUCGAGGGUCUUUGA